AAAGAGUGAAGUCAGUCACAGAGAGUAUCCUAUACUCUUAGGUCAGUCAUUAAAAGUUGUUAUCUUAGAUUAGAGUUUAAAUUUAAUUUUUGUGGUACCGGUUUGAUAUAUAAUUGCGCCAAAAGUGACCUCAUCGAAGUGAGUCGAAGGACGUCAAGCUUCUAAAGACAGUGAAAAACAAAACAAGAACAAGAUCAUUUUAAGGGGUCGAGGGACAUAAAGUCGCGAAGAAGCGGCAGUUUAUCGGCCCCAAGUUUUUGAAUAUGGCGUGUGAACGAUAUUGCUUGUUAACCUGCGGGUGUUUCAUUGGAUUUACGUUGGCUCUCGUUUUGGGAUCUUUACAAGUGCUUGCAGAGCCAGAACUUUCUUAUUACAAUUAUAAAACUUUAUCAGAACUCAACACCGAUGAAAUUCUAAUUCAUACAGCAAGAUUAGAUGAAGUGUCGAAGUUUAAACGACUACGAAGAUCAUUAUCAGGACCGGAGCCAUCAUCACUAACAGCUUCAGCAACUGUUCCAUUAUCAUCACGAAGAUCGCAAGAUCCGAUCCAAGAAUCUCCACUUAUAAAAACAAAUACAGGACCAACAGCUAACGUUACAUACUCAACAGAAAAUAUUACAAAUUCAAAAGAUGAGUCACCUGUAAUAAGUACAACAUUAAAACCGAAUAUUACAAAAAAUGGAAAAAAUUCAUCUAUUAUUGUAUCUCAACCAAUUGUUCCUGUCACUGGACCAUCUCCUACUAAUAUUCAUAUCUGGGCUAACCAAACACGAUGGCCUAAUGCGACUCAAGAUAAUGUUAAUUCAAAAAUGGAUAAUAAAUUCAAUAGAGUUGAUUUAAUGAAUACAACUGAAGCUCCUACUAAUUCUUCAGAUUUAGAUGAUAUAUCAAUAUCGAAGUUUACUAAUGUUUCAAAUAGUACUUUAACUCAAAAUAAUACUAUGAAACAAGAGGACGACACUCAUCAGUAUUACAACAGUACGUUUAUUAUCGAUGAAUCUAUAGCUAAGACUUAUUGGGUUGAUAUGGACAAUCAUCCUAAUCGCAAAGUUAAUGAUCUUUUAAGUCAAAGUCAUAGAAGAGCCGCAACUGUAGAAUUGAAGUUUGAUUUUCCAUUCUACGGACAUAAAGUUAGAAAUAUAACAAUAGCUACAGGUGGAUUUUUGUAUACAGGAGACUAUGUUCACAGCUGGCUUGCUGCCACUCAGUACAUUGCCCCGCUGAUGGCGAAUUUUGAUACCCGUCUUUCAAAUGAUAGUUAUGUCAAAUACGCAGAUAACGGUACGGCAUUCACUGUCGAAUGGACAAAGGUCGUACUUCAAGAUAAACCAAAAGAUGGAGAAUUUACAUUCCAAGUGACUCUUUAUGAAAAUGGUAACAUUGUUUUUGUUUACAAAGAAAUGCCACUUUCGGUUGAAGAAAUCGAAGACAAGGCUCAUCCAGUUAAAGUUGGAUUAAGCGAUGCUUACAUCAUGGAUAGAACUCGUUUCUUUGUCCGUAAAAAAACUAUUUAUGAGUACCAUCGUGUCCAUUUUAAUCAUCAAAAUAUUACAAACUGGACAGUGAUUUUUCUUCGUGCAUUACCAACUUGCCUACAAAUGGAAAAUUGCACAGAUUGUCUGACUAAAGUGCCAGAGUUCACUUGUAAAUGGUGUGCAGAAUUAAAUCAAUGUAGCACGGGUACAUUCCGACAGCGACAAGGUUGGUUGGAGAAAGGAUGUGAUCAGAAAAGCAUUACAGAGGAAAGCAGUUGUCCAGUAAGUCCUAAAACACUUACAGGACAUAAUGAUCAUCAUGACAAUGCCCACAUUAUUUCUGAUGGAGAAUUAUCAGCAGAUGUUCAACCAAAUCGUUUGGCCAAUGAACCAGCUAUUACCAAACACUCUCACAGUCAUGUAAAUAUGAGUCACAUGAGUUUUUCAGGAAUCAUUAGUAUUCUUCUGGUUGUUUCUUUAGUAUCAGGUUUAGCUGGUUGGGCUGUUUACGCUUAUCGCAACCCUCAUAGUGCAUCAGGACAAAUGCUAAUUCGAUAUCGUCCAAGUCAAUGGAGUUGGCGAAGAGGUGAAGCACGUUAUACAGCCGCGACUAUUCACAUGUGAUCAAAUAUAUUGAAGUAUCAAUCAACUGAUAUUAAAGCUAUAAGAUCAAUGUCCUCUAGAUAUUAUACUCUAUAGUAUUCACGAAUUUAAAAAUAAUUCGUGAUAAAUAAUUGCUGCUAUUACUUGGUAAUUAACUUUUUUUUUAUUUUUUCAAGUAAUGUUUACAUUUUAAAAAAUAAUACAAAUUUGUACAUUUUUAUAUUUUUAAAAAUAUUGCAUUAUCAUGGGAUAAUUUAAAAACUCAUUGAAUAUAAUCAAUGGCUUAAAAAUA
Microplitis demolitor is the source of this 2370-nucleotide messenger RNA. Its product is annotated as plexin domain-containing protein 2. Lineage: Eukaryota; Metazoa; Arthropoda; Insecta; Hymenoptera; Braconidae. The record is from RefSeq and is a predicted model, not a curated record. The transcript has 9 exons. Bases 264 to 2099 code for a protein of 611 amino acids.